Podospora anserina S mat+ is the source of this 5319-nucleotide messenger RNA. RefSeq lists its product as uncharacterized. NCBI's taxonomy places the organism in Eukaryota, Fungi, Ascomycota, Sordariomycetes, Sordariales, Podosporaceae. The transcript has a single exon. Bases 1 to 5319 code for a protein of 1772 amino acids. The record is from RefSeq and is a predicted model, not a curated record. Gene Ontology annotation, molecular function: phosphopantetheine binding; catalytic activity. Gene Ontology annotation, biological process: amino acid activation for nonribosomal peptide biosynthetic process; secondary metabolite biosynthetic process. Gene Ontology annotation, cellular component: cytoplasm.
AUGUCAGCCUCUGUCUACAACCAUGCUCACCCGUUGCUGGGCAUCGCGGUGCCUGAUCCACUCGGACCGGGCGUCACCUGGCGUAAUACACUGGUUAUUUCUGAGCUCCUCUCUCGCCUAGGCCACCAUGAAGAGUUGUUUCCGAUCCUGUUUCCAGUCGUCGGUUAUGUCAAACUGGUGGCCGAGGCGUCUCUCUUAUUCCUAAACCCAAGGAUUCUACGCAAAUUCGAACUCGACGAAUUUCAUCUCCAGCAGGAUAUUACUCUGGGACAGAAAGAGGACAAGAUUAGCCUUGAACUGGAGCUCCAGUCUACGGGUAGUCAUGAGCGAGACGGAGAGAGAACUGACUUCGUCAGCUUUCGAAUCCGGAGCAGGAAUGCCGACAGCGAAAAUGUGGCCAAACAGCUCAAUUCACUUGGCUGCGUUUGUUUGAGGAGCUCGAUUCAUCGUCCAGCAUUGCCUGCCACGGGCCUUUCCCAUUCAGAUACACCAACCAACGCCAGUGCCAACCAGACUUCUAGACCGAAAGUUCUCAAGACUCUUCCAAUGUCAUACGGUCAGUCCGGCUUCUGGUUUAUGACCCAGCUUGUUGAGGACCCGACAUUCUUCAAUGGCACCGUCACCUUCCUGAUCACGACUAAAACCAAGCUCGAUGUUGAGGUACUUUCGCGGAUAGUCGAUGAGAUGGCUAUGCAACAUGAAGGGCUCCGAACUGCCUUCUUCACUGACCCGGAGACUCGCCAGCUUUUUCAGGGGGUUCUGAGCAAAUCUCCACUUCGUUUGGAAACCAAAACCAUCACAUCCCCGGCACAAGUUCGCUCAGAGAUCGAGUCCCUCAACAGACACGUGUAUGAUAUCACCCACGGCCAGUUUCUCCGUCUUUUGCUACUUGCUGAGUCUCCAACCCGACAUCACCUCAUCGUUGGUUACCAUCACAUCAACAUGGAUGGAAUGAGCAUGCUGGCCUUGACUGAACACAUAAGGCUGGCCUACAGGGGACAACUCCUGCCGCCACCAUUUCAGCAAAACGAGUUCUCUACGCGACAGCGUGAGAGAUUGGAGGCAGGACAGCAUACAGAGGAUAUACUGUUCUGGAAAAACGAGUUUGAAGACCUUCCAGAGAUCUUGCCGAUUCUUCCGAUGUCGCCAAAUACCACAGUUCGAUCAUCACGACCAAUUAUAAGAACGACAUACCGCCAUGUGCGAGCUGAAACCAGGCUGAAGCCCGCAAUCACGACCAAGCUUUUAGAGCUACGCAAACAAGGCCAUCUUCAGUCCCCCUUCGUCCUGUACCUCACCAUCCUCCAAAUCCUCCUCGGUCGACUGGCCCAAACAGAUGAUGUGUGCAUCGGUGUUGCCAGUGCAAACAGGCAGAAUGAUGCAGAAUCUAUGGACAGCAUCGGUAUCUUCCUGAACUUAUUCGCACUGAGACUGCGUUCAGAUCUCUCCAAACCUUUUGUCGACCUCCUCCAAGAGAACAAGACCAAGGCACUGGCCGGGCUGAAACAUUCGGCUGUCCCAUUUGACGUCGUGCUUGAUGAGGUCGGUGCUGUUCGCCAUCCUUCUCACAGCCCGCUGUUCCAAGCCUUCAUCAACUACAUUCCAGUCGCAGAGGACAGGCCCUUCGGAGCUGAUGGCACGAUCAAGAACAGCAAUUACGAGAUUGGAGAGACGAUAUACGAUAUUAUGUUGGCUGUCAUUAAUCCGCCGGCAGGUGAUCCAUGGAUCGCGAUCAUGGUUCAGAAAGAGCUUUACACUCAACAGGAAGCGCAAAUCUUGCUCGAUUGCUUUCUUAAUCUCAUGGAAGCAUUCACUGAUGACAUUCAUCUUUCGGGCCGAGCGCCACAGAUGUUCAGCGACGUUGCUGUUCAAGACGCGACCAAGCUCGGCCAGGGAGUCAGCCUCGACAUGGACUUUGAUUCGUUGAUCAGUCAACUCGAUAGUAUAUCGGCCGAGCGUGCUCAGCAAAUUGCGCUCAAUGAUACCCAAGGGUCCAUGGUUUCCUAUAAAGACAUGAUGGCAAGGUCGACCCAGAUUGCUCACGCACUUUCCAUGUCAUCAAACGUGGUACCAGAAUCGAGAAUCGGAGUCCUUCAAGAGCCAACCAUCGAUUGGAUUUGUUCCAUGCUCGGGAUCUGGAGAUUUGGCGGGAGCUAUGUGCCUCUCGAAGCCACACAAGGAGCUGGGCGACUCAAGUCGAUUGUUCGUGAUGCCGACCUCGCCGCUGUUCUAAUUCACCAUACCACCCGCACCCUCUGCACAGAGAUAUUUACAGACGAACCACUGGUUAUUCAACCGGUCAUCCUGGACAUCAACAGCCUUGACAAUUUUUCUGGUGCUUUCAAUGGAUUCUACCACGCAAAACCUUCCGAUGAGGCCAUCGUCCUGUACACCAGUGGCUCGACUGGCGUGCCCAAAGGCAUUUCUCUCCCCCAUCGCAUGAUAACCAACACCAUCAACGGUUUCCUCCACGUCUUCCCGAUGAAGCCACAGACGGUCCUCCAGCAGAUUGCUCUCAGCUUUGAUGUGUCUUGGUGGCAGACUUUGCUUGGACUUGCAACAGGCGGCUCAGUGUUUGUCGCAGGCAAAGACGCUCGUCGAGAUCCAUUGGCGCUAACCGACCUGAUAGUAUCUCAAGGCAUCACUCUAACUCUUGCGGUUCCUUCAGAGGCCGUGUCAUGGCUCCAACAUGGCGUAGGCUUUGAUAAGCUACGCCAGUCAUCUUGGGAGCACCACAUUUCUGCUGGCGAGGCCAUCGGUCCCAAUCUAAUCAAGUUGUUGAGAGCUUUGCAGAAACCGGACCUUCGUUUCAUCAACGCAUAUGGCCCAGCAGAGACCAUUAUUCCCCAUGCUUUUGAAGUGCCUUAUCUGGACCUCGAUCUAUCACCUGUCAUUCCUAUUGGGAAGGUGCUGCCCAAUUACAGCGUUUACAUCAUGGAUGAGAACAACCACCCGUUACCAGCUGGUGUCCCAGGGCAGAUCGUCAUUGGAGGAGCAGGUGUUGCUUCUGGGUACAUCAAGCAGCCUGAGCUUACUGCUGCUCGGUUUCCAAAUGACCCCCUUGCCAACCCUCGGGCUGUAGCUAACGGGUGGACACAAGCGCAUUUGAGCGGUGACCGAGGAUACAUGCGUGAAGAUGGUGUGUUUGUUACUCUAGGACGAAUGAAUGGUGACACCCAGGUCAAGCUGAGAGGUCAGCGGUUUGAGCUGCGAGAGGUUGAAGCAGCUAUGGUGUUUGCCGGGAAGGGUGAUAUUGUGGAGGCUGUCUGUCAUGUUCGUCAUCGGGGAGACGACAAAGAUGCUGCCAGUGCGUUCCUUGUUUCGCAUGUGAUAUUGUCAUCCGAAGUGCAAAGGAGAUAUGGAGGUGCUACCGGGCCAGGUGUUGACAAGAGACUAAAAGAGAUUGUCUCUGAUCUUACGACACUGCCGCAGUACAUGCGUCCCUCGGUGGUAGUAGCAUUACCGGCUAUGCCCUUGAGUCAUCAUGGGAAGGUGGAUAGAAAAUUCCUUUCGAGGGCGCCUCUCACCAGAGAGGGGGGCAGAAUACCGGUUCCAAGUACCGCCAGACCGUCAACUGGGGCCAGAAUAUCGCACAACACACCCCUAAUGACGAGCCAUAAGACUGCCACUCCAAAGCUAGCCAGUAGAGAACCAGGUGCUGGCUCUUUUCUUCCCGAGAUGAAAGCGAUUUGGAGAGAGGUGUUGGGUGAACUCGUCGCUGACCAACAACUGGACCCCAACUCAGAUUUCUUUCUUGUUGGCGGCAACUCGCUGUUGCUCAUCAAUGUCAAGAACAAGAUUAAAGAGCGAACAGGUCACAAUAUACCAUUACCGAAUCUGUUUCAAGACAGCACACUCGGCAAGAUGGCUGCUGUGGUGCCCAUAAGAACUGCCCAUGCUCUUCGAGUUCAGCCGCCGGCAAAGACUGAACAACAAAGCAACACCCAAGACAAGUUGAAGCAGAUCUGGGCCUCGGUCCUAGGUGGCCUAGUGGACGGAACGACCAUGGGGCCAGACACAGACUUCUUUCUUGUUGGUGGCAACUCGUUGUUGUUGAUGAGCAUCCAGAGAGAGGUCAACAAAGCUUUUGGCGCCCUCCUUCCACUGCCAAAGCUUUUCGAGGCAAACACCCUGGCCAAGAUGUCGACACUUCUAGACGCUAGCCUCGCCGCCGCAAGACCUGUCAACUUUCCAAAGCCUGAAACCAUCAACUGGAACGACGAAGUGGCCUUCAAAGAAAGCUUCACGAAAAUCACCAGCCUACCUUACCCCCCCCCAGUAACAAACAUAACAAUCAUCCUAACCGGCGCCACCGGUUUUCUCGGCCGUCAUCUCCUCAACCGCCUCCUCCCCAACCCCCUCAUAACCAAAAUCCACUGCCUCGCCGUCCGAAACCCCUCCAAAACCCCCCCUAAUAUCCUCUCCCACCCCAAAAUAACCAUCUACCCCGGCGACCUCCGCGAUCCAAACCUCAGCCUCCCCCCCUCGACCACCUCCCAAAUCUUCACCCCCACCACCCCAACAACCAAGAUCAUAAUCCUCCACAACGGCGCCGAAAUCAACCACCUCCGCCCUUACCCCUCCCUACGCGCCCCAAACCUCCUCUCAACCAAAACACUCAUCAACCUCACCCUCCAGUUCUCCCUCCAAAACCACCCCCCUCCAACAUUCCACUUCAUCUCCACCGCCGGCAUAGCUCAACUAGGCACCACCGACCUCUACGAACAACCACUUUUGCUAUCCCAACCCCCUGACAGAACCGAAAACGGCUACAUCCUCUCCAAGUACGCCUCUGAGCAAUACCUCGCCAAUGCCCACAGGGAGUCCGGUUUGCAAGUGGUGAUCCACAGACCUUGUUACAUCCUUGGUGAGGACGCUCCAGAGUUGGAUGUAAUGCAUAAUAUUCUUUCCUACUCUGAGAAACUACACUCGGUGCCCAAAAUGCCGGCUGUGGAGCGGUGGUUGCAGUUUGUUGGUGUGGAGGAGGUGACGAGGGAUAUUGUUGGUAAUGUCCUUGAUGUUGAGACAAAGGGGGUGAGAUACAGGAACCACUGCGGAGACGAGGGGAACUGCGUGAGGUUGGAUCGGUUGGGGGAUUAUUUGACAAGAAAGCAUGGGGGAAAAGUGAGGUUUCAAGAGGUAGAGGCGGAGAGGUGGUUGCAAGAGGCGGAACGGGUGGGGUUGCCCAGGGAGGUGGGAGGAUAUUUGAGGGAUUUGAUAGGACGGAAUAGAGGGGAUGGUAGGCUUUGGGUUGUGCCGAAAGUGUUGAAGGGGAAAACAGGGGGAAGGGUGGGGUGGAGGAGGAAGGAGAGGUUGUGA